AUGCGCUGGCUCAAUAUACGUUCUAUAGUGGCCUUUCUGCUGACUGUUAUUGUCGUUUUCCAAAUAUUUCCAGUCAUUUCCAUACCUAUAACGAAUAGUAUAAUUCUUUCGUCACAUGAAGGUCUCAGUUAUGGCGUCUUUGGAUGGUGUGUAACAGAACCAGGUAUGGAACCACAAUGUACUCGAACCAAAAUCGGAUAUGAUUCUUCAGAUCCCGCCAUUUUGGGGCAUAGCCUAUUUCUACCGUCCUCUUCCAAAUAUUCUGUUACAAAACUACUGGUAGUUCACCCAAUCGCAUUAACCCUAACAGUAAUUCUUUGGGCCAUGUCAUUAAUAAUCACGCUCUCUCGCAUGGGAACCUCCCCAUCAUUCAUACUACUCACGGCAUGUGUGUCACUAUUAGCAUUUCUUUUCUCAUUGUUUUGUUUCCUUGUGGACUUAUUACUUUUCAAAUUGGCUCUCCGUUGGCCAGGGUGGCUCAUGUUUGCAUCUACGGUCCUUAUUGCUGUAUGUUGCUCUCUAUUAUGGUCCCUGAGAAGGACAGUCUCGAUUCAGAAAUACGAAUCAUUAAGAAUGGGCAGCGAGGAAGAAGGAAACCGAUCAAAUUCCAUCAUAACGAGAGUCUCUUCCAAGAAAGACAAGAUUAACGUCGAAAGUUACGAAAUGAGUAACAUGGAUAGAUUAUCAUCCAUGGCUGCUAGUGCAAACUUGAGCUAUAUCGAGCCUCAACUAGCUUAUAAAGGAAGCAUCGUGUAA
This is a messenger RNA of Naumovozyma castellii, 756 nucleotides long. It is a transcript of the gene RIM9, whose product is annotated as Rim9p. The record is from RefSeq and is a predicted model, not a curated record. The coding region runs from base 1 to 756 and encodes 251 amino acids. NCBI's taxonomy places the organism in Eukaryota, Fungi, Ascomycota, Saccharomycetes, Saccharomycetales, Saccharomycetaceae. The transcript has a single exon.